GCAGACGAUACAUUGGAUAAUGUCAAAAUAUAUUCACUGUUUAAGCUUCCUACAGAAUUAGGAACAAUUGAUUGUCUUUUUUUAAGUUAGAAUAUUGUAAAGUCUUAUUUAUUCAGAAGAAUUUAUAAAUAGAUAUGAUAGAAAAUCUUGCAGCUAAAUUAUGUUUACUUUUACGGGAAGAAGCACAUUCAGCCGAGCAAUGGAAAUUACUUGGUCAAGAAAAAGAUGGAUCUCUAUUAGUUGGUUGGACAGAGGAAACUAUAAAGAACAAUAUAAGCAUAUCAUAUACAGUUGUAGGCCAUUACGACCGGAUUAAUGAUAAGUUGCAGGUAUUGCAUCAAUUCUUAGAAGUUUUAAACAUUGUACAAGCAACAAUAAACCAAAAUCGUACUGUUUUUGGAUAUGUGACAAAACAAAAAGUUUCUAUAGAUACAAGUGUAAAAUCUCCUGUAAAGUCAGAAGCUACAAAAGAAAAAGAGGAGAAUAUAUCAACUGAAGUUGAAAUGUAUGAAGCAUUCAUUGUUGAAUUAAAAAGAAAAGAAGUAAAGGUACACGACUUGGAUAAAAAAAAGUCUAAACAACUGAGAAUUCAAUUUUUAUACAAAGAAAAGGAACAUGAACAGUGGGAUAAAUUUUUAUUAUUAAUUCAUCAAGAAUGUAUAAUAAUAUACACCAUAGUGUUUGAUAUAUCUGUAUCAGGAUUUUAUUCAAUACAAGAAUUAAAAUCUGAGUCAUUAGUUAAAGCAUUUAUUUGGGCUCAGUGGGAUAUGAUAAACCAAGUUUUAUAUCAUAUACAUCAUAAAAAAAUUCCAAUAAGUUUAGUUUCUGAAGAUGAAGAAGAAAAAGAAAACAAAUCAGUAAGAACUAACCCAACACUCAGUGGUCUUCAAUUUCAUGAUGAAUUACCACAUGAAACAGUGCUAAAUAUACCAUUGAAUUUACCUCAAUUAUCAACUUCUUCCAACUGUGGAACAUAUGAAGAUGAUGUUAUACCUUUGAGAGUUCAUGAUUGUUCUUUAGAUCUCAUUGUAGUGUCUGACUCUAAAGGAAUGGUCUGUGUUUGUCACCAUUACUUAUAUCGCCCAGUAAAAUCACAACAGCAUGUACUUAAUUUAUUGAGUGAAUCUAAUACAGUACACUUUGCAUAUUCUGUAACGCUUCUUCAUCACAGUUGUGUGAUACAUUGUGUUAUACCAGGCAUACCGUGGUCUCAUGCUAAACUUAUACGACCAACGUUCGCAAUAUACGAACAUCAUUACAUGGUUGUUCUUGUACCAGGUUUAUUCACUCACCUUCUUGAAAUUGGAACGAAUCAUGAACCAUGUUGUCAUAUAUUAUGUGGUCCUUUAACUUCUCUUCCAUCCCGUUCUUCUUAUUUGGUACCAUUGCUUGAAUUAGAAAUUAAUAGCAAAGUAAACAAAAAGAAGUAUGAUACAAUUUCUUUAGAAGGAAAUAAUACAUCUCAGUCUAAUACGAAUAUACUAACAAUAGACUUACCUACAUUGGAUUUAGUACAAUUAACAAUUUCAUCUGACUUUUUUAUCGAUGUAUUUCGGAAAGAAGGUUCGACCGAAAUACGCUUGGGCAUACUACACUACUUUCUUUGUCAUAGAAAUGAUCUGGAUAUUAUUUCAGAAUUAGUAUGCACGAUUGCAGAGAAACCUAGGUCGUUAGAAAUUGUACGGUACAUGCAAGAAAUUCUUAUCGGCGGUUCAUAUGCUUUAGUACAAAAAAAUUUAUUAGCAGAUGCUAUACCUCUAUUGUCUUUACUACCUGUUACAACUAUGGAAGAUUACAUAAGUUUUGAGAUCAAAGUAAAUGAUUUAAGUAUAACAUUAAGUCAUGAAAAACUUUGGAAUACAUCAGUAAUGUUACUAUCACCACAACAGAGGUUGAUUCCUUAUCGCAGUGACUUGUGGACUAGAUUGUGGGAUCAACUUAGUAAGAAUAACGGAGAUAAAACAAGAUUUAAACCAAGCAAAAUUGCAGAGAAAUUAUUAGUUUCUUUAGCAUGUUAUCAACCUGAAGCAUUAUCCAGAUCCAGUACUCCAAUGUCUCCAAGUGGAGGAUUAGUUGUGGCCACAGUAUCUCUUGGAGAUUUAACUAGUAAUCGUAGUAAUAAACUAAUAGACUCCAGUUUACCAUUUAACGAAACAGAAAGCUGUACUGCUUCCAAACAAGAACAUAUUGUAUCUGUAAAUUUACGGGAAUUGUCCAUGUACUUAUUAAAACAUGGUACUCAGACAUCAAUAACACAUGUUAAAGGAUCGUGUACUCCGUUACAUGUUCAUGCUAUGGCAACCAGACAUGUGGCAGCACAGUUAGAAACAUCGCGGGCUCUAUGUCAAAUGUUAUGCCGAGCAGCUAGCGUUGAUCCGCGAAUUGAACAAGAGCGUGGUUUUAUUCUUGUCGAUCAGUUAGAUGAAAUAAGACGAUGGCUACUGUUUAUUCUGUUGGAGCGCUAUAGACGCGCGAUAGAAAGCAUAGCAUUUCCAGCACCACAGGGAUUUACAUCGUUUUUCACUUAUCUUGGGUAUAGAACUUUAAAAUAUUCGAUGUUUUUACAAUAUGUACAAAGAUCAGUAUUUGAAUUACAAGUUGAUGUCAGCAAAAUUAUUAUGGCUGAUAUCAGUGAUACAAAAGAAAAUGCUGUUCGUAAAUUAGCUUUAUUGUCUUUACUGCCAAGAUCACGAGCGAAAAGGCUUUUAAAUCAAUGGUUACAUCCUGUAAGUUUUAUGUUACGAGCUCGUGAACACGCUGCGAGUAUUUUAUCUGGUGAGGUGUGCCAAACCCGUGGUAGAACAUUGCAACACAAAAAUCAUCAUAAUGGUUUAGCGGCAUUUCCUUCGGCAGAUCGUUUAUCUCCAUUAGAUACAUUCCUUGAUCUUCUUACAGCUAAAGCUAGUCUAGCUGAAUUAGAUUUUGGCCUACUUAUAGAAGCUACAGUAACAUCUACAGAAGAUUUUUUAUAGGUAAAUGUAUUUCAA
Eufriesea mexicana is the source of this 2987-nucleotide messenger RNA. It is a transcript of the gene pigeon, whose product is annotated as gamma-secretase activating protein pigeon. The record is from RefSeq and is a predicted model, not a curated record. Gene Ontology annotation, cellular component: trans-Golgi network. Lineage: Eukaryota; Metazoa; Arthropoda; Insecta; Hymenoptera; Apidae. Gene Ontology annotation, biological process: positive regulation of amyloid-beta formation. The transcript is spliced from 10 exons. The coding region runs from base 135 to 2972 and encodes 945 amino acids.